This is a messenger RNA of Chara braunii, 5467 nucleotides long. The record is from the annotation of a GenBank genome assembly. NCBI's taxonomy places the organism in Eukaryota, Viridiplantae, Streptophyta, Charophyceae, Charales, Characeae.
GGGUAAUGACAACGACCACCAGUUCGAAAGGGAGGGAGGGGGAGAGGGAGAGGGAGAGAGAGAGAGAGAGAAUGAAGCAGAGGACGAGGCCAUGGUAUGGCAACACAAUGUCUUCAUCGCCAUCGCCACUGUCGUUCGAGGACCAGAUGUCGUUUUUCCACCCCCUGUAUGAUGUGCAAUCUGCUCUUGGUUAUGGGGCCAAAGGCGAGGAGACAGGAAGUGGCGGGAACCGAAAUGGCAUUCGACUUCAUCCGACUAACCAAUCUCGAUCCUGCACAUCAGGAGCAGGAAGGGGUCUAAUCAGCACUGCAAACGGGGUUUUCACGCAGGACCAUCACAAUUUCAGUUCACGGCAUGGUGGAGGGGAGGGAUUCAAAAGUGUUUCAGGAGCGGAAAGGAGAGAGAAGCUGCAUGGUGUACGGAAGAUCGGCGCGUGUCGGCAACAGUACCGGGGUGGUGCGUUGCGUGGUGCGGAUGGGGACACAGAAAGCCCUUUCAAGGUUGUUCGACAGCAGGAUGGAAGUGGGGGAGGUGGAGGGGGAUUUCGAAUCGAAGGGGCUGCGGAGAAGCAUCUUAGCAGUCUGAGUGGUGGCUCGGCCAAAUGGAGGGCACACCUGCAGAACAAUGGGAUGCUAGCCCAAGUGUCGCAGGGUUCUUCUCACAUCGGAGCAGUAGCAGGGUCUGCUGUAAGCCCAUACGUUGGACAGCCGAUUUGCAAUUCCCAGAGUGGAUAUUACUAUCCCGUGUACAGAGAUAGCAUUCAAAAUGCAGUUUCUGAACCUUUCAACAUCUGCCAAGUACCGUAUUCAUCGCAUUCGAACUCAGGAGGCUAUGUUGCACCCGUUGCCCCUGUGAUGGGAAUCGGAAAUGGCGGCGGAGGGGGAGGAUUGAUGAUGGCAGCCGGGGGAACAAUUCCUGUGAGCAGGGGUGUGUUUGCAUCCCAGGGCAUGACGGAACCUCUCACAGCUAUUGCUGCGGCAAAAGCAACCUACUUGAGGGCAAAGGGGGGAGCUUGGAAGGACGGGGCUGUAGCAACAGCGGCAAAAAAGACAGGAACAAGCGGCGCAGGAGGGCCGCCACAGAGGCGGCGGCGACUGAGGGGUUGUAAGGAUGUCGGGACACAGGACAGCAUGGGGCCAGCGACUGGUCCCCGUGCGGAUGGUACCAAGGUCAGUGGGGUCAUAUCGGUGCAUGGAAAUAGCAAGAGUGCAAAGGGAGGUGGCGCCAUUACAGGUACGACCGACAAGAGGGGCCUUUCCCAGGGCAGAUAUACUUCAAAACCGAUGGAUGAUGGUGGGGUUUUGAUAAAUGCUACCCGAAACCACAGCCUAAGCAAUCUGGGUACCAGCAAACAGUCCAGUCUGAUCAGCAAAGUGGCAGCUGCAAAUGCCAUCAGGGCUCUUGGGGGUGGCGACCAUGACCCGGUUCGGCAAGCGUCUAAUGGAAAUGAUAAUGACAUGAGAGUCGUUCAGAAUUUCCAGCGAAAGAGCAUCUCUGGAGGGUCCUGCAAUUCAGAAACUUCACUUGGGACUAUUGCGGGCCAUUGUAGUCCGAGCAGUGACAAUGCAAACCAUGCCGAUUCUAGUCGUCUGCAGGGAGGAGCUUCGAGAGUGGCUUUGUCGCAAGGCGAUCUGACGGCACAGUCAUACCCUGCAGGGGUGACUGAUACUGGACCAACAGCUUUGCUACGUCAGCAACAUGCAACUACCAGCAUUUCCGACAAGUUAGGCGAUUCGAAUUCGGGUUUAGAAAGAGGGGACUUGAGUUCCAAAGACGAGGGAUUUGGCUCCAUCGCGGAGAAGCCUGUGAAAGACAUGGACGUCACUGCCGCGAACGGUGGUUUGGCUAUGUCUACUUCUGCCUCUGGUCAAGCAUUCGGAUGCAGAACUGCAGGCGGUGCCACAGACAUGGGCAGAUGUCCAGACUUGGUGAAAAGACAGAGGUCCGAGGAUCACGAUGGGUGUAGUGCGACUGGGGGCUCCGUGACAUCGGCCAUGACAAAUCACAUAAGCUGUGGAGACGUGGGUGUUGCGGGUGUGACAUUAUCUUCUCCUGCGGAGGAGAUUGCAGACGCUCCUCAGCUCCGUAUCAGCAACCCCCGAGGUGGUCAUGACUUGAACAGGACACAUGGAAGAGAGGAGGAGCAGGAAAGGGUGGGAUUUGGGUCCAUGUCCCGGGACCAAAUGGAAGAUGGCAGACAGCUUGGGGGAACUGGUGGCCUGCCGUUGCGAGAGACAGGGAGGACGGCACAGAUUGUGGAUUUCUCUUCCGUGGAGAGGUCGGGUUUUUCCCAGUUUGAGCUAAGUGGAGAUGGAGGGGCAGGUGAUGGGAACAAGAGGGUGUUGCAGUCUGGAGAUAGUGUUAUUUGUAGCGAUGAUUCCCUCGCCGACGUUGACGGCGACAAUGAGAGGGUGAAUAACAUCAUGGAGAUCGCUGACUUAAAUGCAAACUCCCUUUCAAGCUUCAACUUGGCACUGGGAAUUCCUGGAACGCUGGCUGCAAGUCAGCAGUAUCGCAACGAUCAGAGGGAUGAUAACAUGGCCUUCAACAUGAUCUCUGGGCCCAGGAAUAUGUCCAGCGCUCAGGGAGGGAAUGCAUGGUGGAGGCGAGGACAGGAACUGAUGGCUGCUUUCAAUGAACGGGAGCCAGACGGCAUGGGUGGGAGCGGCAGAAAAGAGGGCCAUGGAGAAAAGGUUUCCAUGGAAACUGGACAAGCGGUAAGAGAUGCUGAUAGGAUGUCGUCCGAAGAUCGGCAGGGAAUGACUGAUGAGACUUUGUCGACGACCUCAAUUCCAGUGACGUCUAAAGCAAACAGCAAUUCGAAUGGAUUGGCAAGUGUGUCACGUGACCGCUGGAAUGAUAUAUCGUCGUCUUGCGCACCUGCAUCGGGACCUGGCCCCGGCACUGGCACUGGCUCUGGCUCUGGACCUGGAAUUCUCUCUGCAUCAGGUGAUGGGACAACUGCGCAGCUGCAGCUCGAGGGGGGAGCAACCCCCAACCAAAAUGACGAAAAUAUGAUGGUGGCCCACGGGACGAACAAUGGCACGUGUAGUGGCGGCCCUGCUCCUGGAGAACAAUCGACAAUGCAGGCCUCCAUCGGACCUUUGGACAGGUUGGGAUCCCUCCGGUCAGCUGGGAACAUGGACACGGAUGUCAGUAGUUGGGGGUCUGGCGAGCUCCCACCUGCCGACGCUGGUUCAGGAGAUGGAAGGGGGAGCAGCGCUGCCGCGACAACGGCCACCGAUGUCCACAGAGAGCCUCGGUGUGAUGAUUCACAGGUCAUCCCAGGCCUAGACGAACUUCGGCUUGCUGAUGAAUGCCGGGCACUUAUGGAGGACCUGGGAAUCAACCCACACACGCUGAUGCAGGAGCUCAUGCUGCACCCUUGGGCCGGAAGACUUCCCAUUCGCAUUGGACCCCCGUCAUCGCGUUGGAAGCAUGUUAUACCCGCGCAUCUUCUACAGCAGGCAACCAGCCCUUCUGGCGGACAGCGCCCUGUCUAUCAUACUGCGUUCCAUGGUUCGGCGGAGCACCCGGAAGACAUGAUCACCGGCGAACCCUCCACUUCUUCUACCCCUCCAUCCUCCAGCCCGAAGCCCCUCCGCAGGAGGCCAUCUCCUCUAGUCAUACCUUCUUGCCCCAGUCCAGGUCCAGGGCCUUGACUCAAUGUAGGGAGGGGGGAUAGAAGACACAGUGAUUAAUAAAAUCACUCUCCAUCUAGAAGAGGCAAUGACGCAAUUGAGCUAUAAUGCACAUUGGUGCACAUGCAAAUGAUGCAAGCACAAAAAGGGCGAGAAAGCGGCGCUGGAAGCCGAGAAGAAUCAUGAUCAUGGAGACGCGCAAUUGUCCGUCGUCUGAGAAACAGAUAAGUGGUUCAUAACCUGCGCCGUGAACCCUUUUUACACAUGCUGGUGCUAAAAAUGAUGAACCUUGCAUCAGAAGUUGACAAGAUACAGAGGUGCAGAAGAGCUCCUCACCUGGAAUUGUGGAAAUGGGAGUGCAAGUAAGUACUAAGUACCUUCCAGAUGUGGCUGAAUGGCACAUACCUAUGACCAUUGAUAAGCAGAUGAGAGUUCAAAUCCAAUAAAGUUGGGGGCUACCCUCUCCAGGCUCUCCUUCCCAAAAAAGGAAACAAAAAACCAAAAAAAGGGGAAAUGGAGUUCUGUACUUAGCUGGGGAAAUUUGACUGGAAAUGGAGUCGGAGAGUUUGUGCGGCGAAAUUGUGUGCCUAAUUGGGGUAAGGUACAUUGUCUGCAACCACCGGCGCAUAAGAGGUAGAGACUCUCUCUACAGAGAUGAAGCUGAGUAAAUCUGAUGUGCAUUCACCCAGCAAGACAUUGAGACUCUUUGAGAGUAAUGAGUGAAAGCACACUUCAGGAAGUCUGGGAAAGAUGGAAUAGCGUGAAGAAAAGAACGGAUAAAGACAGAGUCGUCUGGUGUUUGUCCAGCUUAAUCUGAUGCGCAUUCGCACCACCAAGCCAUUGACAGCAGGCUAAGCAGCAAACACUUCAGAAGCUCGAUUACACUGGGAAGGUGGUGUGGUGUGAAGCAGGAAAGGAUGGCAUUUCGAAGAGUUGUUCGGAGUCUGUGCGGCUCAAUUACACUGGUGAGACAUUGAGAGCAAUGGAUGCUUUGCAGCUUCAGGAGCUCUCAAGAAGACAGUGCAGUGUGACGGAAAGGUUGUAGUGGGAAAGAGUCGGUCGGAGCUUGUGCAGCUUGAUAAGACAUGCGUUCACACCAGCGAGGCAUUGAGAUCUACGCAGCUUGAAAAAGAUGUGCGUUCACACCAGCAAGGCAUUGAGAUCUACACACGCUUCAGGAGCUCUUGGUGCAGUGUGAAGGAAAGGACGGAAUGAUGAGGAGUCGUUGCUCGGAUUUGAUGAUGCGCAUUCACACCAGCAAGACACAUUGAGAGCGGUGGACAGUUAACGAACUCUCCGGAAGAUCGUUUAUCGUGAAGGAGGGAGGAAUGGAGACACAGUUGUCAGGACCUCGUGGCGCUUAUGUUAUGUAUUCCUAUGCUCUUCUCUUGGGACGGCGGCGUACCGUCUUUACCUGAAUAGAACGCCCGGUCGUUAUCGUUGCAUCUGAACUAAAGAUGCUCCAAAUACAGCAGGCGUUAUAUUUUGGGUGGCGACGGUAGAAAAAGCCAGAGUCCCACAGAAGGGGCACUCUGAGAUGUGAUUUGCGAAAGGACGGGAGGAGCGAGUCUGUGCUGUCCUAGUUAGGAAUACUUGCCCUUUCAGGUAUUGUUUAUAGCUAGUGGGAAUCAUCACUCCCGAUAUGGUUCGGGGAAAGACGGACGGAUGGGUGACGACAGUGUGCGCUGUUCCAGUUAGCGUUUCACCACUUCCAGAAAGUUUCAAGUGUUGUUUGUAACAGCUAAAUAGUGAGGAAAUAAUAAUCCUCCCUUACUAUGCUAAUCAGACACAAAGUCUUUAAAAAAAAACAAAAAAAGACACAAAGU